Molecule: messenger RNA, 528 nt
Organism: Symbiodinium sp. CCMP2592
Lineage: Eukaryota; Dinophyceae; Suessiales; Symbiodiniaceae
Source: the annotation of a GenBank genome assembly
AUGGCAAUGCGAAGACCGCAUGGCAAGGCAAAGGCCAAGGCCAAGAUGGGCGUCGACGACAACCCCAUGGAUCCCGAGGAGCUGAAACAGGUCUUCCAGAAAAUUGACCUUGACGGUAGCGGAACCGUCGAGAUGGAGGAGAAGCUGGGCAUACGCUGCAGCAAAAACUCUUUGAAGAAGGUGUUCAAACUCAUAGACACGGACGGCAGCGGUGCGAUCGACUUCGAGGAGUUCAGCAUCUUCUUCGCCAGGGUUAGCAACCCCGAGAACAUCAAGGAGGUUCUCUCAGAAGCCAGUGCGGCCUUCCUUGACUAUAGGAACAGCGUGGAGCAAGAUCCCUCGUUCGCAAAGCACUUCCCCAUGCCGCCGAGCAUGAACAGCGUAGUGAAGUACUCCAGGCACUUCAACUCGACUGUGGAAUCUGUCCGGUGGGUGGGGGAUGGCACCUACCUGGGUGCCACGGGUGAGGGCAAGGCCUUCAGAAGCUUUGUGGAGUGCAGCGUUAGGGUGUGGGGGUUUAGGGUUUAG